UAAAUAAACAGUGAAGAAGGAAGGAAACGCUGAGUCAGCUAUAUCACUCACUCCCUUUUUCCUCUCUCAUUCUCUCAUUGAUCGUCUUCUUCAAUGCUCUUUCUUUCGUGGUUUGUCUGCGGGAAUUAAAGGUAGAGAUAGUGCCCAAUAUAUCAGAUCUGGCCCUCUCUUUGCACUGUAUUUAUUCAAAAGCAGCCGUCACCGAAGAUCCCUUUAAUCUUUAUUAAGGCGCAGGGAGGACGCUAACACUGCGGGAUCAAAUGUCGGCGGUGAACGGCGGCAUUCGAGAGCCGCCGGCAGGUUUGACUCUGGGCGAUAUAUUAUUGGGCACGGCUGAGAAGCGAGCCGCGCUGGCUCCUCCAGUUCCUCGAACUCGAGAUCAAAGCGCGCCGGCAACUCGGCUUCGGCCUCAGCUCAGUAACCGUACCCUCCUGGAUGUGAUCCAAGAGCAUGAUCCGGAUGCCAGGCUGUCCUUCAAGGAUCUCAUUGGCGACGACCACAACAACAGGGACAAAAACUAUUGGAAAAACUUCAAAGACAGGCUCAAUCUCAAGCGCGCCGGGGCGAAUUGGACCUCUCGUAUCCCUGCAUCGGAUAUCCCUAUCCAGAAUGGCAACGAUACUUUCACUAGUAGCGCGUCAUUGGAACUUUCGUUUUCUGUGACCAACUCGGUUCGUUUCCAGCACACGGCCGAGUCCACUCAGUUGGAGGACGACUCGACUUCUUUCGAUAUGUGCGGAGGCCAUUCUUCCUCGUCGAGUCCGUGUACCAGGCCACAGAUGUCUCGUCGUAGCUCGACCCGGUUGGGCCCGUCGGUUCCGAUUGAGUCCAGGUCAACUCCACCCGGCGACUCAGACUUUUACCACGCACCUCCUCCAUCACAGGCUCAGGGUUUCGGGCGUCAAAUAUCGCGGCAAAAUGCAACGCGCCACCCAGCGACUCAGAGCCAGAACUCGAUGCACAACAGGUACGUCGCCGAUUUUACAUCAACAGAAGAAGGAUACGCCGAAUGCGAUGGUGACGAAGCCUCGAUACGGGCGCCCAGGCCCCGCCUCUCAACAGUAUUGGCAGAGGAGAGAGCUCUCUCAGCACGAGAAGCCGUGGCAGCACAGGAAGCGGCGGAGGCGGUGGCAGCAGCCGAGAGAGACCAAGCGGAGACGGAGGAGUCUGAGGCGGCGGAACCUCCGGCGAGGAUGUCACUGAUGGACUUGAUGGACUAUAACAUAGGAGAGGAGGAGGAGGAGGAGGAGGAGGAGGAAGAGGAAGAAGCGAAAGCGGAGGAGGAGGGGGAGGUGGUGGGCGGAGGGGGAGGGGUAGAGCAUAAAUGCUGCGUGUGCAUGGUGAGGCAUAAAGGUGCGGCGUUUAUACCUUGUGGCCACACUUUUUGCAGGCUGUGUUCAAGGGAGCUUAUGGUCGGUAGGGGUAACUGCCCCCUCUGCAACCGCUUCAUACUGGAAAUCCUCGACAUUUUCUGAUCUGAUCUUUCUUUCUUUCUUUCUUUUUCUCUUUAGAAAUAUAUUUUUAUAAUCAUAAUCCACAAUUUGACAAUUUUUUUUUUUAGUAAGAGGAAUCAGUCACAUUUGAAAGUGUUGCUUCAAUUGGUGAACACUUUUUUCCAAAAUUGUAUUUGCAGAUCGUUAUCAUGUCCUUGAGAUAAAAUGAUUUGAUUAACAAUCAGAAUUUAAAUA
Molecule: messenger RNA, 1688 nt
Organism: Carya illinoinensis
Lineage: Eukaryota; Viridiplantae; Streptophyta; Magnoliopsida; Fagales; Juglandaceae
Exons: 2
Coding region: 261-1475 (404 amino acids)
Source: RefSeq, a predicted model, not a curated record